Molecule: messenger RNA, 1095 nt
Organism: Penicillium chermesinum
Lineage: Eukaryota; Fungi; Ascomycota; Eurotiomycetes; Eurotiales; Aspergillaceae
Product: phosphatidylinositol-3,5-bisphosphate binding protein HSV2
Exons: 5
Coding region: 1-1095 (364 amino acids)
Biological process (GO): nucleophagy; protein localization to phagophore assembly site; protein lipidation
Cellular component (GO): phagophore assembly site membrane; cytosol; extrinsic component of membrane
Molecular function (GO): phosphatidylinositol-3,5-bisphosphate binding; protein binding; phosphatidylinositol-3-phosphate binding
Source: RefSeq, a predicted model, not a curated record
AUGAAUACUCGCCCGGUUAUCGAUGAGUCCGUGGGGCCCUACUCGUUGUCGACCGCCUUCAACAAUGAUACUAGCUGCUUCUCCGUUGGCUUGGACACCGGAUUCUGUGAGGUGAGGAACGACACAUCUACCGAGGCUAUUGGGUUCUUGUCUCUCACAUAUGCCACAGUUUUCAAUGCAGGUAUCGGCAUCGCUGAGAUGCUCGGCCAGUCAAACUAUCUGGCAAUUGUUGGCGGCGGACGAAAUCCCAAAUUCCCUCAGAACAAGUUGAUCAUUUGGGACGACGCCAAACAGAAAAUAGCCAUUACCCUCGAAUUUCGCACGUCGGUCUUGGGCGUUCGCCUCUCCAAAACGCGGAUUGUCGUUGCCCUGCUGAACAGCAUCCAUGUUUUUGCCUUUUCUACACCUCCCCACAAGCUAUCAGUGUAUGAGACUUCUGAUAACCCCCUCGGACUGGCAUGCCUCGGUCAAAAGUUGCUUGCAUUCCCGGGGCGCUCCCUGGGCAGCUCUCCACUAAGGGCGAUGGCUCUAAGCCCGGAUGGAGAAGUCCUGGCUACGGGCAGCGAGUCUUACGGCUAUUCUCGACGGCAAAUUGCAGGAAAAUGGCAGAGCUUCGACGGGCGUGGACCCCGCAGUGAUAUUUUCGCUUUCUUUUCUCCUUCAAAUUCUUUGCUUGCUGUCACAUCCGAUAAAUCUACCUUACAUAUCUUUGAUGUGCCUCACCCACGCGAGAUGACACGUCGCAGCCAGUCCCCUGCAGCUGCAACCGAGGAAGGAACAAACCAGAAGUGGGGCUUUCUGAGCAGAGUGCCCUUGCUUCCACGGUUAUUCUCCGACGAGUAUUCAUUUGCCAACGCCAAUUUUGACAUUGGUGAUGGGACCGUCCCGGGUUCGCCGUCAUUGGCGCCGCAUAGCGUACCCACCGGGCGACCUCAAAAGGGCAUUACUGGCUGGUUAGAUGAUCGGACAAUCUUGGUGAUCGGUGCUGGGCGAGAUGGAAGAUGGGAGAAAUUUGUUCUUUAUGAUGGAGAGGACGGAAAGCGAUACUGCGUGCGAGACGGGUGGAAAAGAUACCUUGGCGGUUCAACGUUUUGA